AGAAAAACACUUUCGGUUUCGCUGCUCACUGCAGCAGCUUCUCCUCUCAACACACGGAGGUGGACGGUGUUUAGAAGUGGAAGUGAAGUCAGCUCAGCAGGUGUGUCUCUGCUAUGAAUCAAAGUGAGGACCGAGAGGAGGGAGUCGAUCCCUCUGAAGCCACUCUGUGUGGGGAACAUGAGAACCAGACCAAAGCUCAGAGAACAAAGCAGCAGAACAGACCAGGUUCUCCUGCUUCCAGCUGUGUGUCCAUGAAGAGUGACCAGUCCAUGGAGCCUGAACUCGCUUUUAAAAUACGACCUUCUGAAGCACAAGUCGAGCAGCAGCAACAAGACUGUCCUGCUUCCAGCUGUGUGUCCAUGAAGAGUGAUCAGUCCAUGGAACCUCCACUCGCUUUUAAAGGACGACCUUCUGAAACACAAUUUGAGCAGCAGCAACAAGACUGUCCUGCUUCCAGCUGUGUGUCCGUGAAGAGUGACCAGUCCAUGGAGCCUCCUCUUGCUUUUAAAGGACAGCCUUCUGAAACACAGAUUCAGCAGCAGAAAAUGGCCUCUUCUGUUCCCAGCUGUGUUUCCAUGAAGAGUAACCAGUCUAUGCUUGAACCCGUUAAAUUUAGAGAUGGACACCAGACCGUUCAUGAAGGCGUUAGGCAGCAGAGCUCAGAGGAUCUCAGAGGUCAGUCUGUCCCUCAGCAUCAAAGAGAUCUGGACUCCAUAUUGAUGGUGCUGGAGGAGAACAUCAUCAGUUACGUGAAGAAUGAGAUGAAGAAGAUCCAGAAGGUUCUGAGUCUAAAUUACCCAGAAUUCUUAGAGAGUGAGAGGGAGGAGGAGGAGGAGGAGUUGGAAGGUGAGGAUGAAGAGCAGAGGAGGAGCAGCAGAGAGUCAUUUCUGAAGAUCACACUGCACUUCUUGAGGAGGAUGAAGCAGGAGGAGUUGGCUGACCAUCUGCAGAGCAGAACUCCUACUACAGAGGUUAGACAACAACACAAGUCUAAGCUUAAGAAGAAGUACCAGUGUGUGUUCGAGGGGAUCGCUAAAGCAGGAAACCCAACUCUUCUGAAUCAGAUCUACACAGAGCUCUACAUCACAGAGGGAGGAACUGCAGAGGUCAAUGAUGAACAUGAGGUCAGACAGAUUGAAACAGCAUCCAGGAAACCAGACAGAGCAGAAACAACCAUCAGACAAGAAGACAUAUUUAAAGGCUCACCUGGAAGAGAUGAACCAAUCAGAACAGUGAUGACAAAGGGAGUGGCUGGCAUUGGGAAAACUGUCUUAACACAGAAGUUCACUCUGGACUGGGCUGAAGACAAAACCAACCAGGACAUCUACUUCACAUUUCCAUUCACUUUCAGAGAGCUGAAUGCACUGAAAGAGAAAAAGUUCAGCUUGGUGGAACUUGUUCAUCACUUCUUUACUGAAACCAAAGAAGCAGGAAUCUGCAGCUUCCAACACUUCCAGGUUGUGUUCAUCUUUGACGGUCUGGAUGAGUGUCGACUUCCUCUGGACUUCCACAACAAUGAAAUCCUGACUGAUGUUACAGAGUCCACCUCAGUGGAUGUGCUGCUGACAAACCUGAUCAGGGGGAAACUGCUUCCCUCUGCUCGCCUCUGGAUAACCACACGACCUGCAGCAGCCAAUCAGAUCCCUCCUGAGUGUGUUGACAUGGUGACAGAGAUCAGAGGGUUCAAUGACCCACAGAAGGAGGAGUACUUCAGAAGGCGAUCCAGAGAUAAGAAGCAGGCCAUUGGCAUCAUCUCCCACAUCAAGAAAUCACAAAGCCUCCAUAUCAUGUGCCACAUCCCAGUCUUCUGCUGGAUCACUGCUACAGUUCUGGAGGAGCUGUUGAAAACCAGAGAGGGAGGAGAGCUUCCCAAGACCCUGACUGAGAUGUACAUCCACUUCCUGGUGGUUCAGACCAAAGUGAAGAAGGUCAAGUAUGAUGGAGGAUCUGAGACAGAUUCUCCCUGGAGUCCAGAGAGCAGGAAGAUGAUUGAGUCUCUGGGAAAACUGGCUUUUGAGCAGCUGCAGAAAGGAAACCUGAUCUUCUAUGAAUCAGACCUGACAGAGUGUGGCAUCGAUAUCAGAGAGGCCUCAAAGUAUUCAGGAGUGUUCACACAGAUCUUCAAAGAGGAGAGAGGACUGUACCAGGACAAGGUGUUCUGCUUCGUCCAUCUGAGUGUUCAGGAGUUUCUGGCUGCUCUUUAUGUCCAUCACACCUUCAUCGAAUCUGGUGUCAACCUGCUAGAAGAACAACAAACAGCAUUUCCUCUGAUGAAAGUGUUUCGAGACAAACCUACACCCAAACAUCUACACCAGAGUGCAGUGGAUGAGGCCUUACAGAGUCCAAAUGGACACCUGGACUUGUUCCUGCGUUUCCUCCUGGGUCUUUCACUGCAAACCAAUCAGAAUCUCCUACGAGGCCUGCUGACACAGACAGAAAGCAGCGCACAGACCAAUCAGGAAACAGUCCAGUACAUCAAGAAUAAGCUCAAUGAGAAUCUGUCUGCAGAGAGAAGCAUCAAUCUGUUCCACUGUCUGAAUGAACUGAAUGAUCGUUCUCUGGAGGAGGAGAUCCAAAUGUCCCUGAGAUCAGGACGUCUGUCCACAGGUGAACUGUCUCCUGCUCAGUGGUCAGCUCUGGUCUUCAUCUUACUGUCAUCAGAAGAACAUCUGGAGGUGUUUGACCUGAAGAAAUACUCUGCUUCAGAGGAGGCUCUUCUGAGGCUGCUGCCAGUGGUCAAGGCCUCCAGUAAAGCUCUGCUGAGCAGCUGCAACCUCUCAGAGAGAAGCUGUAGAGCUCUGUCUUCAGUUCUCAGCUCCCAGUCCUCUAGUCUGAGAGAUCUGGACCUGAGUAACAACGACCUUCAGGAUUCAGGAGUGAAGUUACUUUCUGUCGGACUGAAGAGUAAACACUGUGAACUGGAAACUCUCAGUCUGUCAGGUUGUCUGGUCACAGAAGAAGGUUGUUCUUCUCUGGUCUCAGCUCUGAGCUUCAAUCCCUCCCAUUUGAGAGAGCUGGACCUGAGCUACAAUCAUGCUGGAGACUCAGGAGUGAAGCUGCUUUCUGCUGCAGUGGAGGAUCUAAAGUGGAGACAAGACACUCUCAGGGUGGAUCAUUGUGGAGAGCAAUGGUUAAAACCUGGUCUGAAGAAGUAUUUCUGUGAACUUGAACUGGACACAAACACAGUGAACAGAAACCUCAGACUGUCUGACAACAACAGGAAGGUGACGUACGUGAAGGAGGAGCAGCCAUAUCCUGACCAUCCAGACAGAUUCGACUGCAGGGUUCAGCUGCUGUGUAGAAAUGGUCUGACUGGUCGCUGUUACUGGGAGGUCGAGUGGAGAGGAGGAGUCUACAUAUCGGUGACAUACAGAGGAAUCAGAAGGAAAGGCAACAACGAUAACUGCAUGUUUGGCUGGAAUGAUCAGUCCUGGAGUCUGAACUGCUCUGAUGAUGAUGGCUUCUCUCUCUGGCACAAUAACAUCAGAACAUCCAUCUCCUCCUCCUUUUCCCCCUCCUCUGUCUCGAAGAAGGUAGCAGUGUAUGUGGACCAUCCUGCUGGCAUUCUGUCCUUCUACAAACUGUCGUCUGACUCUCUGAUCCACCUCCACACCUUUCACACCACAUUCACUGAACCUCUGUAUCCUGGGUUUGGGUUUAGGUCUGGGUUUUCAGGCUGGUCGGGUUCCUCAGUGUCUCUGUGUUCUCUGUAGGAGGGAGAGUGUUUAGAAGUGACAGCAGCUUAAACUCUGUUGUUUAGUCAGAUAGUGGAUGAUGUUUCAUUUUAGUUGACCAGUGAUUGUGAUCCAGUAGUAUUUUCACAUCCAUUCGGUGUGGUAAUUUGGCAGCGAACGAUUCUGGACCGCUUGCUGCAAACAAUGAACAAAAAUUUUAAUUCAAACAAAACAUUCCCUUCUUGCAUUUGAUAACUAACUAGAAAAAGGUUUACAGCCAAAAGACAAUUCAGUGCAAUGUUUGAGACAACAGGAGAUGUGUUGUACCUCCUAAAAGAACCAUAAGAGCUCCGAGUGUCGCUCCUGAGCAUCCAUAGAACUCUUCAGAACUGUGACCUGCAUCUCCUCUGCUCCGAACACAGAAAUGUGUACAUCAGAAUGAACUGCACAGUUUAAAUCUGUUUAACUAAGGAGGUGUAACAUCACCAGAGUGAGGCCACAAAAUAUGGAGUAUUAAAUAUUUAACAUCUGAAUGUACGAAGGAUUGCACACAGAUCCACUGACAGGAGACAAAUAAUCCUUCACUCUGCUCCUUUUGUUUGUUCAGACUUUUUUUCUAAAUCAGACAUACUCCAGAAAUCUUAUUUUUAUUUGAAUGUUUACACAUAUAUUCUUAAUGUUAACAGCUACUAGCAUUAUAAACUGAAUCACACAAUUUAAUUACAAGUUAGAAUCACUAACCAUUGUUUCUCUAAUGGUUAGAGAUAAACAUAUUUGAUAUUAUUUUAACACUGGGGCAUCUGAACGCCGGAUAUAUAUUCACUGUAUUUGUGCAAGAACAAGAUUUGUACAUGUAGGAAAUAAGGUUUAAGUUACUUCCAAAGGUAUUUACCCUCUGACCUUACAUGAUUUGUGUAUUUAGAGGGAGGGAGUUGAACCGUAACACUACCGCUGGAGAAGAGCACAUAUGUGAGUGGUCAGAAUUUCGCGAUUAAAGAUAUUGCGAUUUAAUUUGGAAAAUAAAUCUAUAAGUCAAA
This is a messenger RNA of Acanthochromis polyacanthus (spiny chromis), 4711 nucleotides long. Its product is annotated as NACHT, LRR and PYD domains-containing protein 12-like. The record is from RefSeq and is a predicted model, not a curated record. The coding region runs from base 114 to 3713 and encodes 1199 amino acids. Lineage: Eukaryota; Metazoa; Chordata; Actinopteri; Pomacentridae. The transcript is spliced from 13 exons. Gene Ontology annotation, molecular function: protein binding.